AUGUCUGAUGUUCCAGUGGAGGAUUCACCAACUCGCUUUUAUCUAGUUAACUUUGAGGAUUACUUGAGGCCCAAACAACCAAGCAAAUGUCAGCCUCUGCAGCGGUUUGAGAAGCCAAAUGGAAGAUCUACUAAUCUAUAUAGGAACCUAAAUCGAUUAAAGAUUAUCAGGUGGUAUAAUAGUGCGUCGAAACGAUUUGAACAGUUGCCACUGCCCAAGUUCCUUGGAUUCCUGCGAGCCCGUAAUGAUGACGGCCUGUGUAUGCGGAAGACGGGAUUUGAGAUCUACUGCGAGAUGGCCAGCAUACAUGGCUUUCACAUUUUUGUGGGAGCCAGGACUUGGCAACGGAUCCUUUGGUGGCUCCUCAUCUGUAAUGCGGUGCUGCUCUCAUUUAUCCUAGUGAUCAUGUCACUUUCCAUGUCCAAGGAAACGCCCACAAUUCGCUUCAUAGACACCAUGAUGAAACCCACGGCGAAAGUGCCCUUUCCUGCAGUCACCAUUUGCGGAUUUAACACAAUUUCUAUGGAAAGGUUACAGAAUAAGGAAUGGGUGACCGCUACUUUAAUAGAACAAGUAAGCAAAAGAAAUGCGAGUUGGUUAGAACUUCUGGAGGAUUCAGCAUUACCGAUCUGUCCACAAAUAAGAAGCUGUCAGUGGGACAACCGAAUGGUAAACUGCCUGGAUAAACUGCAGCCCAUUUGGACUCUGGACCAAAGACUGUGCUGCACUUUUAAUUACAAUCAGCAGCUCUUCAGCUCCCAUUUGGGAGUUAGUUUUGUUCUGAGAUCCAAAGAUACUGAACUUCAAAGUUCGAAGUCAGCUGGCUAUGAGGUGCUCAUACACGAAUCCCACGAAAUGCCCAAUGGAGCAACACCAAGGCUUUUAGUGCCAAAUGGUUCAGAUAAUCACAUAAUGCUGAGACCAUUUGUCAAUCGAUUCACGACAAAUCUGGAGGGCUUAUCUUCGCAGAAAAGAGUUUGCUAUUUUCCAAAGGAGCGACGUCUUAUAUCUUCUGAUGUCUAUAACCAAAUAAACUGUCAGGCUGAAUGUCGCAGCGAAAAUACCCUAAAAUCAUGUGGUUGUGUGCCUCCAAAAUUACCUGUUGAAAAAAGCUGGCUCAUUUGCGACCUAAAGCAAAUGCAGUGUGUAAUAGAUUUUGAUCACGAUGAGAUCAUCAGCGGAGAACAAAAGAAUUGCGAUUGCCUUCCGCCAUGUGAAUUCAAUCGCUAUGAAUUCCAGAGUGAUAUACGACUUAUAAAGGGAAUUAUUAGUAAUACUCGUAGUAUUGUUGGCACAAGCAAUCAUGAGCGCGCAAAUGAGGUCCGUGUCCGUGUCUACUACGACUCGGCAAUUGCGGAGGAGCUGCUCCUGGACGUGUACGAAAACUGGAUGACAUUCAUAGGAACCUUUGGCGGCAUAACCGGACUAUUUAUGGGCUGCAGUUUCGUUUCGGUCUUCGAGCUGGUUUUCUUUUCGUGUGUGCGACCCACAUGCAACUGGCUGACCAGAAAACAGAUACUUUGGCGACGUCGAAGGAACCAGAGGGUGGGAAACGCGGAGGCGAGGUCAUUAGGGAGGGCUAAUUAG
Drosophila teissieri is the source of this 1587-nucleotide messenger RNA. Its product is annotated as pickpocket protein 11. Gene Ontology annotation, biological process: sodium ion transmembrane transport. Gene Ontology annotation, cellular component: membrane. The record is from RefSeq and is a predicted model, not a curated record. The coding region runs from base 1 to 1587 and encodes 528 amino acids. Gene Ontology annotation, molecular function: ligand-gated sodium channel activity. The transcript is spliced from 4 exons. Lineage: Eukaryota; Metazoa; Arthropoda; Insecta; Diptera; Drosophilidae.